AUGUUCUUUUGGGAGCAAAUCUACAGCCGCCUCAUUUUUCAAAGCGGCGUAGGUUUUGUAUACCGCCAACUAUUCAUGCACCCGCCCCCAAUAGCAGCAGGAGUCAAACUCGACAGCCAAACAGCCAUCAUCACUGGGUCAAACACCGGUCUGGGACUCGAGGCAGCACGACAGCUCCUACAGCUAGAUCUCACUCGGCUCAUCUUAGCCGUCCGAUCCGAAGCCAAAGGCAACCUCGCAGCAGAACCCCUUCGUAAUGAGUUUCCACACGCCCGAGUCGAGGUCUGGAUCCUAGACAUGGAAGACCCCGAGUCUAUCUCUGCAUUUGCUACAAGAUGCCAGGCGCUGCGUAGGCUUGAUAUUGCUAUUCUCAACGCCGGAGUGCAGAACAAGGACUGUGUCAUUUCUUUCAAAACAGGAAGAGAGCAGACCUUCCAAGUAAACUACCUCUCAACAAUAAUGCUAGCUGUGCUUCUUCUGCCGAUACUGAAAGCCAAAGGGAGGCUGGCUGGCAAGCCUGCCAGGCUCACAGUAGUGACGUCUACGACUGCCUAUUUUGCGGAUUUCGACCUCGAGAAAGCAAUUUUACCGCAAUUUGACGAAAAGUACGAUGUCACCAAGUGGUAUGCGCGAGAGAAGUUGCUGCAAAUGAUUUUUGUGAGAAGACUGGCGACCAUAGUUGAUUCUGAUGAGGUUAUCAUCAAUACAGUUUGUCCGGGGCUGGUUGGGGGUACAGAAAUCUGGCGGACCUUGAACACAAGCUCUUUAUUCCAAUACAUCCUCCCAGUCUACUUUACUUUGUUUAGUAGAAGUCUGGAAGAGGGUGCGAGUACGUACGUUCACGCUGUGGUGAUUGCAGGCCGAGAAAGCCAUGGAGGCUUCUUGAGUGAGUGGGGAGUGCGUCCAUUUCCGGUUGUCAUGUAUUCAAAGCGUGGCGAGAAGUUGAUCAAGAAAGUUCUGAGCGAAAGCAGAGAGCUGCUAGGAGCUAUGAAUAUCCCAAAUGCAUUGAUACAA
Molecule: messenger RNA, 1014 nt
Organism: Bipolaris sorokiniana ND90Pr
Lineage: Eukaryota; Fungi; Ascomycota; Dothideomycetes; Pleosporales; Pleosporaceae
Exons: 2
Source: RefSeq, a predicted model, not a curated record